This is a messenger RNA of Argiope bruennichi, 4454 nucleotides long. RefSeq names its product sodium- and chloride-dependent glycine transporter 2-like. Gene Ontology annotation, biological process: sodium ion transmembrane transport. The coding region runs from base 119 to 2089 and encodes 656 amino acids. Gene Ontology annotation, molecular function: glycine transmembrane transporter activity. Lineage: Eukaryota; Metazoa; Arthropoda; Arachnida; Araneae; Araneidae. The record is from RefSeq and is a predicted model, not a curated record. The transcript has 15 exons. Gene Ontology annotation, cellular component: membrane.
CUUUUAUUGUACCUGUCGGAAAUAAUCACUCCGUGCUUUUGCCAUCAGGUGGAUAAGUAAGCGGUGGGGACCAAAUGACAGAAAGAAUUAACCCGACUUUUAAACUCGUGUUUGCAAAAUGGUCUUCAUCGAUGUCAAAGUUCCGCCAGCGGUGAUUGAAACGAAACCCGAGAAAGAAUGGACACCGGAACCUGAAGCAAAAGAAGUUGCAGAGAGGGAGACGUGGGGUAGUAAAGCAGAAUUUUUAUUGUCUUGUAUUGGCCUUGCGGUUGGUAUUGGAAAUGUUUGGAGAUUUCCUUACCUUGCCUAUCAAAAUGGCGGAGGUGCUUUUCUGGUAGCUUAUGUGGUUAUGUUAAUGCUGGUUGGAAAACCACAUUUCUUCGCUGAGUUGGCCAUUGGACAAUUUACAGGACUAGGUGCUGUAGGCAUAUGGAGAUGUUUUCCGAUUGCAAAAGGUAUUGGUUUUGCUAUGCUGAUUGUAUCAGCAAUGAUUGCAACGUAUUACAAUGUGAUCAUGACUUACACACUCUAUUAUAUCGCUCAAUCAUUUCGAAGUGAAGUUCCUUGGAAUCAAUGCAGAUCUUGGUGGGGCGCAAACGAAAACUGCUACGUUCGAGAAACGAAUAAUACACUUUGCCGAGAAGUAAAUGAAAAAUUAGCUGAAAGAUACGCUGACAAAUACAGUGUAGUCUCUGAAUCUUCUUCAACGGGAUUUACUAACAUAACUUGGAAUGAAAACGUGUUCGUUGUUCCUAUAGAAGAAUUCAAUAGAGCUUUUAAUACCUGCAGCAAUGCAAAUCAAACAGCAUCGGAACAAUUCUGGGAGCGAUAUGUCUUGCAGUUGACAUCUGGAAUCGAAGAUCUUGGUAUUGUGAAAUGGGAUCUUGCACUUGCUCUUUUCAUAUGCUGGAUGAUUGUUUUCUUGGGAAUCAUGAAAGGGAUCAAGUCAUCGGGAAAGGUGGUGUAUUUCACAGCAACAUUCCCAUAUGUUAUUCUCAUAACCCUUGUCAUAUAUGGAUGUACACUAUCUGGAGCAGGAACCGGGCUGAAGUAUUUCUUCAUUCCAGAAUGGGAGAAACUGCUCGAAAUAAAGGUCUGGCGAGCAGCAGUUGAGCAACUUUUGUUUUCACUUAGUCUGGGAUGUGGGUGUCUCGUAAUGUAUGCGAGCUACAAUAAAUUUGAUAGCAAAUUAUACAGAGACGCCAUUCUGAUAAGCUCCAUAGAUUUCAUCACAAGUAUCAUGGCUGGAGUGGUGAUUUUUGCAGUUCUAGGACACAUGUCUACAGAAAUGGGGCUAGAUAUUAGUAAAGUAGCAAAAGGCGGACAGGGCUUGGCUUUCGUAACAUAUCCUGAAGCUUUGGCUAGACUUCCAGUUCCACAAUUGUGGUCCGUGUUAUUCUUUUUUAUGUUGUUCUUGCUCGCAGUUGAUAGUGAAUUUUCAUACGUGGAAAAUGUGUUUACAGUUAUAUUUGAUGAAUAUCCUCAACUGAAGAAAUGGAAGGUUCCAAUAACCUUUUGUACUUGUAUUAGUUUCUUCCUUAUUGGACUUCCUUGCGUCACACAGGGAGGCCAGUAUGUUUUAAAUUUGAUGGAUACAUACGGAGGAGGCAUGGCUAGCAUUUUCAUCGCCACAAUUGAACUGACAGCUUUCAUGUGGGGCUAUGGAGCAGAUAAAUUUUCAACGGAUUUAGACUUCAUGCUGGGAUUUAGACCUGGGCGAUACUGGAGAUGGUGCUGGAAGUUCAUAUCUCCUACUGUUUUAUGGUUUGUGCUGAUAUACAGCUUGUGCACACAUACGCCUGUGAAGUACGGAGAAAACGAAUAUCCAUUGUGGGCAGAGAGAGUCGGUUGGGCAUUAGUUAUGGUAUCUGUGGUGCAAGUUCCAAUUUGGGCCAUAAUACAACUUAUUAGAUAUAGAAAAAAUAUAAAAUUGGCGUUUAAACCUCAUCCCGACUGGGGUCCAUCAAAUACAGAAACACGUCGUUUGUAUUAUCAACACAUCUCCUCCAAUUCUACAUCGGAGACGAUUCCUAAUGGAGAAGGUAUUGUCAACUUGGGCAUGGAUUCAGUUCCAGAAGAUUAUAGAUAACAAAUAAUCCAAGAAGAAAAGAUGAGAUUCUGAUGCGCAAAGGCAACUUACUAUAAACUUGAGUGAACAUUUGUGAUAAUUUCAUCAUAUCAUUUGCAAAUAUGAAGAUGAAAAAUAUUUUUCGGUGAAAUUUAAUAAUUGUGAUGUUAUAUUUAUAUAUAUAUUUGCACGCAUGUUAAUAUGAAAGAUUUUACUAGUGAGUGCUUAAUUUAAUGAGAAUUUUGAUUGAGUAUUGUUGAGAUAUUGGUGAUUGAUUGUUCAGAAGAUGAUGAGAUAUUUAAGAAAAAAAAAUCAAUUCCUUGCCUUACAAAGUUUCGAACCAUGUAAACACUCAAUAAAUUACAAUGAAAAUUCUAUACGGAUUUAUUCAAAAGAAAGAGCAAAUUUAAGAUGUUUAUUUUUAGUGAAUGGCAAUGGAUAUUUACAUACAAUAUACGUAUAGGGGAAAGUUCAAAAUUUCAUUACAUACAUUCAACAAGAGUUCCAUUAGUUAGGCGACAGAUAUUGAAUUGAUAGUCCAUUUGUUACAUCAGAUCGAAUAAUUCUGCUGCAACUAUUCGAUCAUUUCUGUGUGAUCGAAUAAUUGGAAUGGAACUAACCGCUUUAAAAAUUCGAUCACACAGAUCUUGAACAACAGCAUGCAUCAGUAUUAAGCAUAAGUUUUAUUAUUUGUUACAAAAUUCCAUGCUCUAUGUUUCUGCGGUUAUAUUCGAAAGCAAUUCAGGUAUGCUCUACAUUUUCAUCUGAUGCGCGACGACAACCUAUGCUCUUUCUUUUGCAUCUUCUAUCAUUUUCUACGAAUUUCUUGUACCAACUAUAAUUUUUUUAGUAAAGAGCCGGCUCUUUGUUCAUUUGAAAUGAUGUUACUACAGUGCAAAUAUGGAUUCACUUUUUGCUUAACUCAUCUUCUUGAGGCACUGACAUUUUGUCGUGAACAAACAACAACUCCGCUUUUACUUUGAUUUGAUUGCACAAAUAUAAAACUUUGAACUUUUAUCUAUCUAGUGAUGUAUACUAUCUGUUGUCGCUUAUAAAUAUAUAUAUUUUUUAAAUCUGCUCUUUCUUUUUGUAUAACCCUAUAUAAGGUUUAUCAUAUUUUACUUAUUUAAACUUUUCAAACUUUAUGAAUAUCGUUAUGAAAAAAUCCAUAGAUAUUUCCUCUGUUACCAAUACUGAGAUGAAAAGGAUUAAAAGGAAUAUUUUGAGGAAAUUACCUAGCUAUCCCCUAAAUUGCGAGAUGAAAUGUAUUAAAAGCAACAUUUUGAGGAAAUUCCCUAGAUAUUUCCAAUACUGAGAUGAAAAGUAUUAAAAGCAAUAUUUUGAGGAAACAAAAAACUAGGUUAAAUUGACACAAUAAUAUCUGAAAUGCCUUUUUAUUCUACUGAAACUCUAAUGAUCUUACCAUUUAUAAUAAAUGAAGAAUAAAGGACGAGAUAUAUUUUAUUACAAAAAUGAUUUAUAAUGAUAUCAAAGAAAAGUUUUGUAAAAUUAUUAUAUACAUAAUCAUGCACAACAUGUUAUUGAGUUUUAUGAAUGCUUUUAACUCGUUUUAAUUUUACAUUUUUUUUAUUAAAAGCAUAAAUGUUAUUUUAAUGGCUUCCAUUUUUUUAUAAAAACAUAUCUAACUAUUCACAAUGCCAAGUAAUAUUCUUUUCUUAGUUACAUGAAUUAUAAUUUUUAUAAAAGAAAAUCAUUUUAUCAUUUUACAUUAUAUAAAAGACAUUAUAUUUCAUCAUUAUAUAAAAGAUUCGAUCUCUUCGUGCUUUUUAUUGUACCUUGUAUAUUGAUAAAUGUGUUUCUAAAUUAUAAUAAGUGAAUACACCUAUGUUUUAUGUAAUCAAUUGUAUUAAUAUUUUUGUCUAUGAGAUAAUUUAUUUUUAUAUAAAUCAAUUCCUUUUUAUGAUCUAGCCAUAUAAAUUUUAAAAUUUCAUGGUGUAUGUUAAAUCCGUCGGGGCCAAAACGUCCUCCCUCUGACGUGGUGUGGGAGUUUGGAGGGGGGGGCAGCUCACGUGUCUGCCUCGUCAUCUGAUGGUGGUACAAAAUUACGACUUACGUCCCGUAAUAGCCAUAGUGUUGCUUUAAAAAAAAGGGACGUUAAUAUAACUAAACUAAGCUGUAAAAUUUCAUAAAAUCUCUUAUUUUACUAUUUAAUAUAUUUAGAACAAACUGUGGUAAAAAAAAGGAAAAAUUUUCUUUGAUUAUAAAUCUAGAAACUAAAUUUAUUUUUUAAAUGGUUUUACAAACAAUUUUUCAUAUGAUCGUCAAUAAUUUAAAUUUAGUCAUGGCUGGUGAAGUUUUUAAUUUUGUAUUGUAAAGCUUUAUUUUUAUGAAUGUGGGAUUUUCUGAAAUAAAAUGGUUUCAAAUA